UGAAUAUAGCCAGGGGAGAGCACGGUCCGAAAGGCGAGUUAUCCCCCUUGUCAAAAAUUAGUAGGUUCCAAUUUUUUAAUCUUCUGUGAUUUUGCUUGAAUUUAAAAAGUAUUUGUAUGCCUCGCUAUAUUGUAGCCGAACUUAGAAUCUAACAUGAUUAAAUUAUUUUCACUAAAACAAGCGAAAAAAGAUGGCGAAUCACCAAGGACAGGAACUCAGAAAAAGGCCUCAGCAGCGCAGUUAAGGAUCACGAAAGAUAUAAACGAACUCAACCUGCCAAAAACAUGCGGUACAGAAUUUCCAGAUCCAGAUGACCUGUUGACUUUUAAACUAAUAAUCUGCCCUGACGAAGGUUUCUACAAAGGCGGAAGAUUUGUGUUCAGUUUUAAGGUCGGUCCAAACUAUCCACACGAACCACCUAAAGUAAAAUGCGAAACGCAGGUUUAUCAUCCCAACAUUGACCUGGAAGGCAAUGUCUGCCUGAAUAUUCUUAGAGAAGAUUGGAAACCUGUAUUGACAAUAAACUCGAUUGUCUACGGGCUUCAGUAUCUCUUUCUGGAACCGAAUCCUGAAGAUCCUUUAAACAAAGAUGCGGCAGAGGUGUUACAAAAUAAUCGAAGAGUAUUCGAACAGAAUGUGGUGAAAGCAAUGCGAGGUGGAUACGUAGGGUCAUUUUAUUUUGAACGGUGUCUCAAGUGAUACACCGCCUCCUCACCAAUGCUGUAUACAAUCCUGCAAAGACUCAGACUUAGAGGACAAAUACCAAGAGAUUGGAGAAAUGGAGGAGAACACAGUGUUCUAACGGUUACCUGUGUGUCUGCUUUAUACAUAUUUACGUUCUUCACGUCUUGCCAGGCCUCCAAACAUUUAAUCCAUCAAGUAUUUUAUGCUUUUGGCUAAUAAACUUACUUAAAUCUUCACAAUGUAUAGUUCACUAAAUAGAAGAAACCAAAAAUUUCCUUGACAGGCAGUUUGCGUCGAUUAAAUAACAGCAACUGCACAAGCUUUAAAAAGUGGGUAGAUGCAAUAAGGUGGAAGCUGCUGAUCUUAGGUUUCGAAUUUCUCAAUAGCGAUCAGAAGGACACCUUGAAAGCAGUGCUGGCUAUUUUAGUAGCUGGAAUAUAAGUUUAUAAGUGGUGCGAAACAACCGGUCGAUGGUCGCGAUGUAACAAAGACUUUGAGUUUUCAAAGAGCAGGGACUGUAAAAGUUGAGUAGAAUAUUUACAUAGAAAAAAGGGCGAAUGUACGAUUUCAUUAAUUUUCAAAGUGGAUGUUCGAAAGGUGGACCUGUCCAUCUUCUACAUUGUCGAUGAAAUAAAAUGAUUAAAAACAUCGCACGCUAUUUUAACUAUCUUUCGAAAGUGUGAUUUGUACAUCGAGCUAAAGUAGCGCAAUUUUAUGAACCAUAAAAAUUUACCUGAAUACUUCCAAAGGAGGGACGAUAGAAGUAAUCAGCUCAGACCGGACAUAUCUUUAUUGCGUCAGUAUGUAGGUUGCGACCCAUACAAAUCUCAAUAAAAAGUCUUCUAUGAUUGCUAGAUAAUAGAACCCCCGAGUUUAUAUGGGAUGCAAAACAACUGGUCGAUGGUAGCGAUGUAACAAAGACUUGGAGUUUUCAAAGAGCAAGGAGUGAAAAAGUUGAGUAAAAUAUUUACUAGAAAAAAAGAGGAAUGUACUUUUUUAUCAAUUUUCAAAGUGAGAUGUUCCAAAGGUGGACCUGUUUGUUUAUUUCGGAACCCUUUGCUCUCAAAUGACAAAAUUGGUAGGGCAUGAUUUAUUUUGCGCUUGUGCAUAUAAACGCACUUUGUACGUUGACGUUGAAAAGUUGGGUGGAACUUGUUUCAUGAUAACACAACGUGUUGUUGGUGAUAGGAUUGAUUAAUUAUUAUGUCUUGUAAAAAGUAAUAAAAUCCUAUCCACGAACAAUGUAUAAUAAGACGACGACCAUUUUACGUUCUGUUCUGUACUGAAUCCGAUAAAUUGACACAAUUACAACACAUGAUUCUACAAUAUUAAUUCGUCAGAAAAAAUGCUGAACUUUUUUACUAGCCACUCAAUAUUAGGUCAUUGAUGGAGUUUCUAAGGAGGUAAUUGCAUGAGUGAUACAAUCGCGUAACGCUCUUCUUUUUCUAAAUAUCUGCAGAACUGACUAACUGUGAUGGGUAAAGCAUUGGUAGACUUAAGUAUCUAAUCGCUGCAUAUUUGAACAUAAUAUGUCGCUGAACGAGGAUUAAUUAGGGUGGAAUUUACGUUUUUCCACAUCUAUGUACUCCUUGUAACACUAUUCACACCUUUAAAAUCUUAUAACGAUGAAUUUAUAGCACAGCUUAAUUUUAUGCGGUAAGUUGGGCAUGUGCGCAAAAGCUGCCGAUUAUUUUCAAUAAUCUAGAACAAUCCGCAAAUCACAUGUAAGAGUGAAAAUAUCUUUGCCAAAGGCAGAAUUUGAACCAAGUAAUAGCAUUGCCUCUUUUUUUUUUAAAUACAGUGUACGUAAUCCUUUGCGUGUCAGCGAAAGCGCUUGUUUGAUUAUAUGGACAGGCAUUUUCGGUGAAUGGAUUGUUUGUAUUUUUUUUUUUUUUUUCUAUUUAAUAAAGUUUAGAGAGGACUAUUGACGUACCAUAAGUGCGCCUUGAUACGAAACGUAUUAUAACACACAACGUUAACAAUGUAACUAUUGUAUUAAUAAUAAAUCCGAUUAAAUUAUGUUUGGAAGUAA
Messenger RNA from Neodiprion virginianus, 2716 nucleotides. RefSeq names its product NEDD8-conjugating enzyme Ubc12 (gene UbcE2M). Bases 154 to 699 code for a protein of 181 amino acids. NCBI's taxonomy places the organism in Eukaryota, Metazoa, Arthropoda, Insecta, Hymenoptera, Diprionidae. The transcript is spliced from 4 exons. The record is from RefSeq and is a predicted model, not a curated record.